This is a messenger RNA of Nanorana parkeri, 882 nucleotides long. RefSeq lists its product as uncharacterized. Gene Ontology annotation, molecular function: FAD binding; blue light photoreceptor activity. Lineage: Eukaryota; Metazoa; Chordata; Amphibia; Anura; Dicroglossidae. The record is from RefSeq and is a predicted model, not a curated record. The coding region runs from base 1 to 882 and encodes 293 amino acids. The transcript is spliced from 8 exons.
AUGGCUUCCCAUAAUAGAUGCUCAUCCACCCCAGGACUCCCCCAUAUCUCGGCGCUGAAUGUUGUUCUGGAGAUGCAGCAUAUGAAAUCCAUCACUCACAGACUGUUUUAUAUAGCGAAGAUCUCUCCUGAGAGGAACGACUACAGCGAAAUUACAGAUCACUACGAGAUGCUGUUCCAUAAACUGCAGAAAUUCAACCUGGGAGAGUCAAUAUCUGGCUUACUGCUGAUCUAUCAUACCUGUGUCAUCCACAUCAUUGAGUCUACCAGUGAAAUCUUGUAUGAAGUUAUUCAAGAUUUGGUCCACAUCGAGAACAUUUUUCUUCGGGAGGCCAGGAUUCUCGUGGUCUCCCACAGUAUCUCCAGCAGGCUCUUCCAGCAGUGGUAUUUCCGCAUUAUAAAGCUGCCAGUCCAUUAUUUUGAUGAUUCUAUGGAAGGACAAUCAGAGGAGGAGGUGGUGGAAGAGUGCCUAACAAAACUGAUGAAGCUUGGGACCUUCUUGUCCAAGAUGCCGCAUCCUGGCAGUAAAGGUCCUGGAGAGGAUCUGCUUGGUUUGGCACCUGAACUGCUUGUCCAAGAAGAGGCCAUCCAUUUUCUCAUGAAGUUUGACAGUUUUCUGAAACCAGAAGAAUUCCUAGCAAUGUAUGACAGGCCCAUGAAUGCCUCCAGUGUUGCAGAGAGCCAAUCAGUAGACCUUGUGUACCUAAGAGAUGCAAUCUUUGGAAGCCUACCCAUAUGGAAAGGUUCCUUUACAAUCAACAAUGGCCAGUCUCUGAACACUUCUACCUAUAGUGGCCAAGUUUGUCCCUCUUCAUCCAUUUUGACAUCGGCUGCAUUUACAGCAAAGCUUGCCGGUUUCAACCUCAAAAUAGUCCUGGAUUGA